Messenger RNA from Anoplopoma fimbria (sablefish), 3058 nucleotides. RefSeq lists its product as uncharacterized. Gene Ontology annotation, molecular function: GTP binding. Lineage: Eukaryota; Metazoa; Chordata; Actinopteri; Perciformes; Anoplopomatidae. The transcript has 3 exons. The record is from RefSeq and is a predicted model, not a curated record. Bases 248 to 2263 code for a protein of 671 amino acids.
CUCUCCUCCUGAUCAGAGACAAACUGAGAGAAGCUACAGAGUGAACUGAAGCUGAACUCUUCCUCCCUCCCGUUGAGAGACAAACUGAGAGAUUUGGAACUCAGAGAACUUCUUCCACUUCAAGAGCAGAAGAAAUACACUUACAGACUACAAGUUCCAAAUGUUUUUCUGAUUAGAACUGGCUAACUUUUCAGAGGGCUGGUACCGAUAUAAUCUGAUUGUAAGUUUAGUAAUUUAAAAAAUCAAAAUGCUGGCUAAGGUGUUUGGAUAUUUUUUCCCAAAACCUGAGAUGCCUGAGUAUUCUUCCACAAAACCUGAAAUGCCUGAGUAUUCUUCCACAAAACCUGAAAUGCCUGAGUAUUCUUCCACAAAACCUGAGAUGCCUGAGUAUUCUUCCACAAAACGUAAGAUGCCUGAGUAUUCUUCCACAAAACGUAAGAUGCCUGAGUAUUCUUCCACAAAACGUAAGAUGCCUGAGUAUUCUUCCACAAAACCUGAGAUGCCUGAGUAUUCUUCCACAAAACCUGAGAUGCCUGAGUAUUCUUCCACAAAACCUGAGAUGCCUGAGUAUUCUUCCACAAAGCCUAAGAUGCCUGAGUAUUCUUCCACAAAACGUAAGAUGCCUGAGUAUUCUUCCACAAACCCUAAGCGGCUUGCUGAUGCUUUUAAAGUAAAAAGCACACUGAUAAAACCCAACAGAGGCCCUCUCCCUGUUUAUAUAGUCCCCCUGAAGGAUGAGGACAUCAAUAUAAAGGGGUGCAGAAGUUUCAGUUUAGGGAAGAAGUCCCGCCAGACUAAGCCUAAUCGCACCAUAAUGGUCCUCGGAGCAACUGGUGCCGGGAAGAGCACUCUGAUCAAUGGGAUGAUCAAUUACAUUCUAGGUGUGGAAUGGAAUGAUUCAUUUCGAUUUAAGUUAGUUGAUGAGGGUCAGGCGACAUCACAAGCUCACAGCCAGACUUCUGAAGUCACCGUGUACAAAAUCCACCAUCAGGAAGGCUUUGCAAUAGAUUGCUCACUGACCAUUGUUGACACUCCAGGUUUUGGAGAUACAAGAGGCAUAGCAAGAGACAAGGAGAUCACAGAACAGCUACGUAAUCUCUUCUCUGCCGAGCAUGGUGUCAGUGACAUUGACGCUGUGUGUUUCGUAGCUCAGGCUGCUUUAGCACGACUCACUCCAUCCCAGAAAUAUGUGUUUGAUUCAGUGCUCUCAAUCUUUGGCAAAGAUGUGGCAGAAAACAUCAGAAUUCUGGUGACAUUUGCAGACGGCCAGCAACCUCCAGUUCUAGAGGCAAUCAAAGCUUCAGGUGUCCCGUGUCCUGAAACAAAAGGUGGGCUGCCGGUUCACUUCAAAUUCAACAACUCAGCGUUGUUUGCAGACAACAAAUCACCUGCAGCAGACCAGAGUGGGGAUGAUGAAGAUGAAGGAGGCUUUGAUCAGAUGUUUUGGAACAUGGGGACAAAAAGCAUGAAGAGGUUCUUUGUUGCUUUGAAUGUCAUAGGGACCAAAAGCUUAACAAUGACAAAGGAGGUCCUCAGAGAGAGAAAGCAGCUCGAGAAUUCCAUUGAAAAUUUGCAGAAGCAGGUUAAACUUGGGUUAGCUAAACUUGAAGAGAUUAAAGAGACAGCUGAAAAACUUAAAACACAUGAGGCAGAGAUCAACAGAAAUAAGGACUUUGAGUUUGAAGUCACAGUCACAAAGCCUUUUAAAGAAGAUAUUUCUGGAACUGGAAUUUUCAUCACCAAUUGUCUGACGUGUCAUUACACCUGCCAUCCUAGUUGUGUCUAUGCAAAUGAUGAGGACAAAAAACACUGUGGUGCAAUGGGAUCAGAUGGAAACUGUACUGAGUGCCCAGGUAAAUGCCACUGGAAUAAACAUUUUAAUCAGAAGUACAGAUGGGGGUAUAAGGAAGUUAAGGAAAAAAAAACAGUGAAAGAGCUGAGAGAAAAGUACCUGAAAGCCUCAGAGGCUAAGACACCUGUUCAGGCAUUGAUUGAUCAACUGAAGGCUGAAUAUAAACGUGUGCAGGAUGAUGUGGUGGCGUUGAUGGAGAAGUCUGCUCAGUGUCUAAACAGACUUGACGAGAUAGCACUGAAGCCAAAUCCUCUCUCCACUCCAGAGUACAUUGACAUGCUCAUUGAGGGGGAGAAAGCUGAGGCCAAGUCAGGCUGGAAGCAACGAGUUGAUUACCUGAUAGCUAUGAGAGAACAAGCUGAGCUCUUGGCUAAAGUAGGCAAAGGAGAGAAUCUCCUCCGUCGUCAAUAAUCUCAUGACGUAAACUAAUUCCAUCCAGACCAAGAUGAGAGCCCGUCUGUACAUAGAAGUUAGGAAUGCACCGAUCGGCCUCUUCCAGGCCCAAUACCAAUAUACUUUACUUAUUCAUACUUAUUCUUGGGCUUUGGGUAUCGGCCGAUGUCGAGUACUGAUGAGAUACCAGCUUUUAAUUAAUAAGAUGUAUGCCUCACUAUGUGGAAGAGACAGAGAUCAUUCUUUUAUGUGUUAGAAACCAUCAGGUCCGACUUAUACAUUGCUUUAUUAACAAAUAAAUACAGAGAUAUAAAAGUACUGGAUUUUUUUUUUUUAUGCUAACGGGUACCAGACAGGGCCAUAGUUCUCAAUAGCGAUCCAGCUAUCUGAGUCAAUAUCGGACCGAUAUCCGACUCUGGCGGCCCGCGAUACUCUUGUGCUCGUGAUCAUUUUCUACACUUUUUAGUGGAUGGGCCGGCUGGCUCUCUCGAUGCACAUUUUGUCCGUAUUGGUGCACAGAGACGGCCUUUAGUUUGGCUUUAGUUUACUACAGUAUUUGAGUAAACUUUACAUUCCGCGACUGCUAGAACAAGAGACGAGCGCAAAAUAGUUUACAAGAGCACAAAGUUCUUCAUAGACCUGCCUCUUCAUUUCUUUGCUUUCAAAGUAAAUCAGAGCGAUGCAUUUAAUUUAAACUUUCUUUCGGGGGAGCAUGCCGCUGGGUCGGAGUUUCACCCCAAAGUCUCACAAAAUCCUGUUAGAAACCCAGAUUGGUCUCGGUGCAUCUCUAAUAAAUAUAACAAGAAAUGAUUG